AUGGGUUCAAUUUGCUCCUCACCAGAGAAGCAGGAUGACCAAGAGUCCGACAUGGCUUUAGCAGCCUGCAGAAAUUCUACCUCUGUCCCCCCUCUCCACCCUAAUAUACACUCCAUUGUUCAGCUCACUGUUGCGCAUGCCUGCAAGGUCUACUUCAGUGGCCCACUAGUAAAGCACGUACAGUGCCAACCGGAUGGCCAACAUCCCAAAGAUGAUGGAUGGGUUGAUGUCUGGGCACAGCUCAGCAGCACAACGUUGAGCAUAUGGGACAUGAAGGAGAUCAAGGAAGCAAACAAGAAGGGCCUUGAGGUGCCUCCUACUGUCAUAUCCCAUAUGCCAGACAUAGAUCCCAUCAUAUUCCCACGCUUUCCGGACCUGUUUCCGGACCCCAUAUCCAACUCAUUCCUGGAUCCCCUAUCCUGUCCACCCUAUGCACAUUCCAUCCAGCAAGACAUCUGGACUUUACCUCCUCUUGGAUUCUAG
This is a messenger RNA of Suillus subaureus, 483 nucleotides long. RefSeq lists its product as uncharacterized. The coding region runs from base 1 to 483 and encodes 160 amino acids. The transcript has a single exon. Lineage: Eukaryota; Fungi; Basidiomycota; Agaricomycetes; Boletales; Suillaceae. The record is from RefSeq and is a predicted model, not a curated record.